AUGGCACCGACCACUAAACCCAAAGUUCGCAGACGCAAGCCACGUGUGAGAAAGAAGAACCGUGGUGUCCGCACUCGCGAAGGGCAUGCACGUCCGAUAGAUGCAGGCUCGCCAGCUCAACCGCUCACCGAAGUACUCAACGAGACGGCGAAGCGUCGUAGACCCAAGAAAACAUGGGCAGCGCUCAUUCCUGUCUCUGAUGAUCCGCUCGAGAAGAACAUCGUUGAGCAAGUACCCUUGCCAGAUGGCUACGUCCUAGUCCCCAAGGGUGAUGUCUACAUCACUCGACACUGCCGCAGUAAGACCAAAGAGUCUGAGAGAAUUGUCUACGUCGUCUACAACCGCACGGGCAAAAGAACACUGGGAAUCCGAGUGCCCGAAGAAAUCUACGAAGAGGUUCUCGAAUCAGCCGCCGCAACAAAAGAAUCACGCGCCAAUGCAGUGCAAGUGCGCGACGCCAAGGAUCUCUCCAAAUCCCGAGAACUCCUGAUGAACGAAUUCCCGCUUAUGCCCAAGGAAACCCUGAAAAUCGUCCUGGAGCAUGCCUUCCUUAAGGGAUCGGGGCGUGUAGGACGGACAGCGAUGAUAAGCGACGAGCGAAAGACGCUCUUGGCUGUUGAGGCGCAUAUUCGACAUGUCCAUACGCCGUACGAGAAGUUGCUUGAGGAAGGCGUCAGUCGGAAGGAUGCUCGUGAGCAGGUCUGGCCUACUAUUCAGGCUAUUGAACGGGCUUGGCAGGGGUGCGAGAAAAAUGAGACUACAUUGGCGUUGCGUCCAGUGGACGAUUGA
Molecule: messenger RNA, 789 nt
Organism: Penicillium mononematosum
Lineage: Eukaryota; Fungi; Ascomycota; Eurotiomycetes; Eurotiales; Aspergillaceae
Product: DUF2293 domain-containing protein
Exons: 3
Coding region: 1-789 (262 amino acids)
Source: RefSeq, a predicted model, not a curated record